AUGUUAGCUCAACCUCCACCGCCUUCAUUCUCUCCUUCAACUAUUUCCUCUUAUUCCGCUAUUUCCUCUUCCACCACUAUUUCCUCUUCCACUAUUUCCUCUUCCACAACUUCUUUCGCUAUUCCUUCUUCUCAUGCUCUAAUUUCCCCUUCACCUCUUUCAUCACCUUUAUUUUAUGAAGAUGCUAAUUCAUCUUCCACCACUUCUUUCACUGUUUCUUCUUCUCAUGCUCCAAUUUCCCCUUCACCACCUUUAUUUCAUGAAGAUGUUGAUUCAUCUUCUGCCGCUAAUAUUUACGGAAUCCACAUUUUAUAUUUUAUUGAUAUAAUCUUAUUUGGAUUGGAUAUUCUCUUUGGCAUUUAUUUUUAUUUCAACAAAGAGACAAAAGUUUCAGAGUUUGUUUUUAUAAUUUUCUUAAAUGUUUUAAAUAUAAUUCUCAGUACACUUGGAAUGAUCGUCGGAUGCGAUAAAACAGAUAAUGCAAUCAUACAAGGAUUAAUGACUAUAUUUUUUUGGGUUCCAGCAAUAUUAUUAUGUAUCAAACUAGGAUUUUGGAAUUAUAGACCAAGCGCGAGGAUGGAAAUUGAAUAUGAAAAGUACAUAAUAAUUUCCACAGCUUUUAUAAGUUUGUUAAAUGCAAUUCGCUUGUAUAAUAAUUCAAAAGAUUACAAUUCUUUCAAUAUUGAAAUUUUUAAAAUAGUUAUGAUUUUGAUCAGCAAUUAUGGCAAGUUUCUAAAACCAAUAUUAUUAAUUAUUCCAUUAACUGUUCAAGGUAUUAUCCUAUAUCCUAAAUAUGAUCAUAUCACCAUAAUUCUUACUAUUGUUUUAUCUUUUGUAAUAACUUUCAUACAUUUGUGUCGGGAAGCUUGGACGUGUCCAAAAUUUCAACAAUUUCUGGAAUUCAAUGAAUUUUUAAGCCAUUUUUUUAUGGAGUUAAAGAUAAUUUUAAUGACAUUUUGUGUAUUUGGCGCAUAUUUUAUAGGAGCGAUUAUGAUAAUUGCUAUAUCAAUGAGACAAGCGUCAAUGCCAACACAAGUGUUUGUCAUGUUAGCUGAAUUUUAUUUUUAUUAUUUUAAUGAAGAUAUUGUUUUAGAAACUUUUUUAGAAGAAUUACAUUAA
Molecule: messenger RNA, 1119 nt
Organism: Entrophospora sp. SA101
Lineage: Eukaryota; Fungi; Glomeromycota; Glomeromycetes; Entrophosporales; Entrophosporaceae
Source: the annotation of a GenBank genome assembly